AUUUAUGAAAAAUCCUAACUUUAUUCAGUGAGAAAAAUGCCAUGUCAAUUUUUAAUACAUUUUAAUAAAUUAGUGAUGGCAUAAUAUUUGGCACCUCUAAUCUCAUUGAAAUAAAUUUAACCCAAGCUUUAAAGUUAAUUCAAGUGCUUAAAAACGUCUCACUAGUAAUUAAUGGGGGGUGGAAAAAGUGGCUCACAAAAGGGAAAUAAUAAAAAUAAUUAUAACAAUCUGUGCAAUAAAGCAAAAAUACACACCCGCCUUCACUUUAGGCAGCAGUUAAAAUUAGCAUGAAAUAUUCAGUUUGGAUAAAAAUAAUUACCAUUCUACAAAGCUAUUUAGGAAAAAACAUGCUUCUAAGAUAAAUAAACCUCCAGCAGAACCAGACUCAGAGAAACGUUUCUCUGUCUCUCUGACUUGUUGACUUCCUCUGUAGCCGGUUGAUCCAAUCAGGCUCGUUAAGAUGAUAUGUACCUUUUAAAAACAACUCACCGAAACUCCAGAUGUUAACUUAUCUCACAGCCCACACGUAUAUUUACACAUGUAUUCCUCCUACACAAGAGGGCACCCGUUAACGAGUCCAUACUCGGCUUUUCUUUUGCCAGGUUGGGUUUCACUCUAGAAACAGACUCCCAUACUUCAGUGACACUCAUUCUCUCCAAGACAAAAGGGAGGGUCAACUACCAUAACAAUAGUUGCCUCCUCAAGGCGCCCCAGUCACGAUUCAAAGCGUGUUCUCCCAUAAAUAUCACAUUAAGAGGUAAAGAGCUGCCCUUUUUCUGAGCACUGUAAGUUUAGCUCAAGCAUUUCUGCAACGCAAAGAAUUUUAAUGGUAUGGUAUUGAGUCUUAAAAAAAGACAAGCAGACUCCCAGGCAUCCAGAAAUGUUUGUGGGAUCUCUGCCUCUGUCUAACAUGUGGUUCAUGAGAAGGGGUUGUUUUCUUAGGACUUUUACCAGAGGGCUGGGGUUGGGUGAAGUAAGUGGGCUGGCUACUCGUCUUACUGAAUGACAAAAGGAAAAAAAAAAAAAAAGAAGAAAGGAAAGAGGGCAGAGUCAUGCUUUGGGAAGCCUUUUCUAUUUAAAUUUAUAGGUUCUCUACAAACACACCCACAUGUGGACAUACAUUCGUAAACAGCAGAGGCUAGCAGACAAAGUCAGGAUGUGACAUCAUCCACAGGAAGAAAAACCAAACAGUUUUUCUUUAUGCUUUUCUGUGUUGCCCGUGCUGCUGAGCAAAGUAAGAGCUCCACUGCCGGUUGACCGUCGGAGAGGCAGGUUUGAGAGGAGCCAGAGAGGGAACAGCUGGCUCUGACUUCCACAGGGAGCAUAAUCCUCUCUGAACGACUUUCCGCCACAUCCCAAACUCUCCGCCGAGGGAUUUCAGUGAGAAAAAGUUUCAGCUGGAAAUCUUCACAUGACAGACACUGACCCCUGGUAACCUGAACCACGCUGCUCCCUCUCAUUCACUCAGGAGGCUCAGCUUUAUCAAACUCAAACUUAUUCUUCAUUGUGGAGACCCUAAUCUCCCCUUAUCUCGGGGGAAGCGGCUGAGCCAAUGGCGCUGUGUCUCGGACAAGUGUUCAGCAAAGCCAAAACGUUCAGGCCAAGGAAGCGCUUUGAGCCCGGCACGCAGCGCUUCGAACUCUACAAGAAGGCCCAGGCCUCGCUCAAGUCGGGCCUGGACCUGAGGAAGGUGGUACAGCUGCCCGAGGGGGAGAACCUCAACGACUGGAUCGCGGUUCACGUGGUGGACUUCUUCAACAGGAUCAACCUGAUCUAUGGCACAGUCAGCGAGUACUGCAGCGAGCGCACGUGCCCCAUCAUGUCCGGGGGCCUGAAGUACGAGUACAGAUGGCAGGAUGGCGAGGACUACAAGAAGCCCACCAAGCUGCCUGCCAUCAAGUACAUGAACCUGCUGAUGGACUGGAUAGAGUCUCUAAUCAACAAUGAGGACAUCUUCCCCACCAGAGUAGGUGUACCAUUUCCUAAGAACUUCCAGCAAGUAUGCAAGAAGAUCCUGAGCCGUCUCUUCAGGGUGUUUGUGCAUGUUUACAUCCAUCACUUUGACAGCAUCUGCAGCAUGGGCGCUGAGGCCCACAUCAACACCUGCUACAAACACUACUACUACUUCAUCUCAGAGUUCAGUCUCAUCGAUAACUCUGAACUGGAGCCUCUGAGGGAGAUGACAGAGAAGAUAUGUACUUGACGAGAAGCACAUGGACAGAGGAGUUUACACUAUGACGUUAUCUGAGCCCCCGGAGAGAACAUCAUCUGUAAAACAUUCUAAACGUUGGACAGUUUCAUGGAUUUUACUCACCUUUCCCUCGCCCUUGGAGAGAGAUGCUGCAUCUUCAGAGACAGUGCACGUUUUGAGGUGCUAUAUCUUCAUACUUCUGUGUCCACCUUUGGCAAAACGCCACUUCUUUUUUCCUUGCAUUUUAUGUGGUUUUGCUUCAAGUUUAAGUUUUUAUGUGUUGUGCUUGACAUAUGAACGUUUUUGGUUAUAAAUGUUUUUAUUAAACGUC
Poecilia reticulata (guppy) is the source of this 2522-nucleotide messenger RNA. It is a transcript of the gene mob3c, whose product is annotated as MOB kinase activator 3C. Lineage: Eukaryota; Metazoa; Chordata; Actinopteri; Cyprinodontiformes; Poeciliidae. The record is from RefSeq and is a predicted model, not a curated record.